Molecule: messenger RNA, 1219 nt
Organism: Benincasa hispida (wax gourd)
Lineage: Eukaryota; Viridiplantae; Streptophyta; Magnoliopsida; Cucurbitales; Cucurbitaceae
Product: thioredoxin-like protein CDSP32, chloroplastic
Molecular function (GO): oxidoreductase activity, acting on a sulfur group of donors, disulfide as acceptor
Source: RefSeq, a predicted model, not a curated record
UUCAUGAUAUCUCCACACAGCCUUCUUCCCUUGCAUUUUCUUCUCUGUAAGCUCUCAGAGUCAGAGUCCUCUGUUCUCCUAUGGCUUCCUUCUCACCCGCUCCAUCUCUCUACACCCAAAACACCCGCCCUUCCCUCAUCCCCAACCUAAUCAAACCCGCCGCCCCAUCCAUCUCUGCAUACUAUUCUUCCCCACGAUUAAUCACUACCCCACUCCGCCGCCGCGCCCUCAGGAUCCAGGCCACCGCCGCCCCAAGCGUGAAGAAGCAGAGUAGCGACGAACGAGUCCUACAAGUACACAGCAAGGAAGAAUUCGACGAAGCCCUAAAAAAGGCCAAAAGUAAAUUAGUAGUAGUGGAAUUCGCCGCCUCUCACAGCGCUCAAAGCAGUCGAAUGUACCCAUUCAUGGUCAGUCUUAGCAAAACUUGCAACGAUGUGGAGUUUAUCUUAGUAAUGGGCGACGAAUCAGAGAAAACGAAAGAGCUUUGUAACAGAGAGAAGAUCGAAAAGGUUCCUCACUUCAGUUUCUAUAAAAACAUGGAGAAAAUCCACGAAGAAGAAGGAAUCGGACCCGAUCAAUUGGAAGGCGAUGUUCUGUAUUACGGCGAUAACCACUCGGCGGUGGUUCAAUUACACAGCAGAGAAGAUGUAGAGACGCUGAUAGGAGAACAUAAAGACGAUCACAAACUGAUCGUGUUAGACGUCGGAUUGAAGCACUGUGGGCCGUGUGUGAAGGUGUAUCCGACGGUGAUAAAGCUGUCGAAGAAAAUGGAUACGGUGGUUUUCGCUAGAAUGAACGGAGAUGAAAAUGAAAGCUGUAUGAAAUUUCUGAAGGACAUGAAUGUGGUGGAAGUGCCGACGUUUUUGUUCAUCAGAGACGGCGAGAUUAAAGGAAGGUACGUUGGGUCUGGUAAAGGAGAAUUGAUUGGGGAAAUUCUUAGAUACCAAGGAGUUCGUGUUACUUAUUAAUUAAUUUUUAUUAAUGAUAAUUUUGGGGGUUAGGAUUUUAAUUAUACAUGAUUAUGAUUCUAAUAAGAUGAGUUUGAGUAUUGAGUUUGAGGGGUCAUUGUUAAUGUUAUGUGUGGAUGGUUUGAUUUUGGUGCAACUACAUUGAAUCAUGUUUGGGUCUAUGGAUAAUCAAUCUCUUGAUUUGCAUAAAAUUAUUCGAUGAGGUGGUUGCAAUAGAACAAUUUUAUAAUACGGUCGGAUGUGGAUUCAAA